AUGAAGUCCUGCAAGCCCAGCAACCCCGCGGCGGGAGCGCGCGCCGAGUCCGCGUGCGCAGGCGGCGCGGAGUGCGCGGGUGCGUGCGCCGGGACUGGGCGGCUGGAGAGCGCGGCGCGCAGGCGCCUGGCGGCUAACGCGCGCGAGCGCCGGCGAAUGCAGGGGCUCAACACCGCGUUCGACCGCCUGCGUAGGGUGGUCCCCCAGUGGGGCCAGGAUAAAAAGCUGUCCAAGUAUGAGACCCUGCAGAUGGCACUGAGCUACAUCAUGGCGCUGACCCGUAUCCUGGCCGAGGCCGAGCGAUUCGGCUCGGAGCGGGACUGGGUCAGUCUCCAUUGUGAGCACUUUGGCCGCGACCACUACCUUCCGUUUGCGAGCGCGAAGCUGCCUGGUGAGAGCGAGCCCUACGGCCAGAGGCUCUUCGGCUUCCAGCCGGAGCCCUUCCAGAUGGCCAGUUAGGGCGCGCCCCCUGCCAGGGGGAGAUGCCCAGUGAUCGAGUUCCGGAGCCGUAGCCCUUUCCCCAGGAGGUGGCCAAGGAUGCGUUCUUAGAUUAAAACAGCAAACCUUCAGGUCACUUUUAUUCGCGUCACCGGUUUUAUGGACACGAUUUUAUUGCCUUUCUCUUCCUCCUUAUCAGUAUUUUGUAGACUACAUUAAUGGAACUUGUGAAUGGUUUUGAUUCCUGUGAAAAUAAUGCCCCCUCUCCCUUUUGAGGGACGACUUUAAGGGAAAACAAUCUUAAGGAAAAAUAGGAUUAGGCUAUACUGCAGUUUUAGUCCUCAGAGAAACAAUCACUUUCUUAAACUUUGUAAGUUUGACCUGUUCGGGUGAAGUUACAGUAUUCAUUACGUGUGUAUGCUUAAAACAGCUACCUACCCGUCGUGUAAAUAUACAUUUAUGCUUACUGCAUUGUGUGUGUAUGCAUGAAGUAGUCAUACUUU
This is a messenger RNA of Lontra canadensis (Northern American river otter), 941 nucleotides long. RefSeq names its product atonal bHLH transcription factor 7 (gene ATOH7). Gene Ontology annotation, biological process: regulation of DNA-templated transcription; neural retina development. The transcript has a single exon. NCBI's taxonomy places the organism in Eukaryota, Metazoa, Chordata, Mammalia, Carnivora, Mustelidae. The coding region runs from base 1 to 459 and encodes 152 amino acids. Gene Ontology annotation, molecular function: protein dimerization activity. The record is from RefSeq and is a predicted model, not a curated record.